UAUAAACAGCUCAAGAAGAACUAAAGAAAAUAUCCUGUGUUGAUACUUAUCUAAAAGUCAGAAUGACGUGAAUAUUUCAUAAAAAGGAUAACGAAUAAAUAUGAGGAGGUCGUCUGCCCCAAGUCAAGGACCUCAGGCCAAGAGACCUAGAUUUAAUGUUCCUUUUAAAAGCUCUUGUCAAAUACAAAACACGGUAGAAAAGCCACCAGCAGCAUCAGAAUUACAAAACAGGGACAGGGUUUUGACAUCAAGAAUCAGUGAGAACACAAUUUCUUCUAAUGAAAGACUUCAAAACAAUGAGAAAGUUCAGUCGGUAUAUAAGACAAACACUGCCUCUCCCGCUGUUCAGACAACAUCAGAGAAUGCUCCCAUUCCUUGUAGAUACUUUGCAGUCAUGUGGUGUAAACUUUCAAAGAAAAAGCAUAAAAAGUGGGAAGGUGAUGCUGUAUUAGUAACCCAGGGAAGAAGUGUCACAUUGUACGACAUUGAAGGCAAAGUGAUAGGCAAAGCAACAGGGUACAAAUGUGCUGAAUUAGAGGCACUAAAAGAGGAUGAAACUCUUAUGAUAGGUGGCAAGGAAAUUCAGGUGAUGUCAGUAAUGACAGAAGAGCAGUUUAAAUCUGGAAAGUGUUUCUCCUCUUUGACAGAAGCUUCUCAGGUCCCCAGCAUGCCGGAUAGACCAGGAGUCUCAGCUGUAGAGAAGACAUUUGUCAAUCCACUGAAGGGAGGGAAGCCAACAACAACUGUUUCAUUCUCCACCACCCCUCGACAUGACCCAACAGCACCCAAAGCUCUUGUCUUGCCAAGACCCAGUGCAUCUCACCAGUGGCAGUACAACAAGAAGAACUUUCCCGUUGUGGAUGUUGUCGUGGAUCCUUAUCUCUCUGUCCACCUUAGACCUCACCAAAGAGAGGGAGUCACUUUCCUGUACGACUGUGUGAUGGGCUUUAGAAACAUUUCAGGAAAGGGUGCUAUCUUGGCUGAUGAUAUGGGGCUGGGAAAAACACUGCAAUGUAUUUCUUUGUUGUCAAAGAGAAGUAACCUGGAAUUUUCAACUUGUAACUGGUUUCAAGAGAUAAAGAAAUGGUUAGGCACAGAGAGGUUAAAAGCAUUUGCUGUUAGUUCAGACAAUAAGAUUGAAGAGUUUAUGAAUACUUCCAUAUAUCCCAUUGUGAUAAUUUCCUAUGAAAUGUUUGUACGAGUUUAUGAGAAACUACAGUCCUUGCAGUUUGACAUCAUUGUCUGUGACGAAGGUCAUAGACUGAAAAACAGCAAUAUCAAAACAACAUCUUUAAUUGCAAGUUUGCCAACACAAAGAAGAGUAGUUUUGUCGGGCACUCCAAUUCAAAAUGAUCUACAAGAAUUUUACUCUAUUGUGGAAUUCUGUAAUCCAGGAUUGUUGGGUACCUCUGCAUCUUUCAAAAGAGUGUUUGAGACCCCCAUUGUGGCCUCCCGGCAGCCAGGUGCCUCCCCGGAGGAGCUGGAAUUGGGGGCUGAGAGGGGCAGCGAACUCAGUCAUAUAACUAAACUGUUUGUCCUUAGACGCACCCAGGAAAUCAACACAAAAUACCUUCCUCCAAAAUGUGAGAUAGUUCUUUUCUGCAAGCCCACUGACCUGCAGCUGAGGUUGUACUGCCAGAUGCUGCAGGGGAAGUUGUUUCGAUCCUGCCUCGGGAGUGACGGAGCCACACAUCUCAUCUGUAUUGGGGCUCUAAAGAAGCUCUGUAAUCACCCUAGUCUGAUCUUCACCAAAGCCUGCCAAGCUGAUGAAUGCCCAGAGGACCUAGAGGAGGGAUCAGUUUACAGUGGACUGUCCUCUCUCUUUCCUCCUGGCUACCAAGAAGAUGAUUGUUCAGCAGAACAUGCAGGGAAACUUAAAGUUUUGUCUGAAAUUCUGAAGCAAGUACACAUGAACUCAGAAAAGAUAGUGGUAGUCUCCAAUCACACCAAGACAUUAGACAUCCUUCAAAACUUUUGUGGCAAAUGUGGAUAUGGUUUUUUACGACUGGAUGGUCAAACACCCACAAACAUUCGACAGGAAAUUGUCACCAAGUUCAACAGCAAGCAUUGUACUGAAAAGGUAUUUCUAUUAAGUUCCAAAGCUGGAGGAGUUGGUCUGAACCUUAUAGGAGCAUCACGUCUCCUUUUGUAUGACAUUGAUUGGAACCCUGCUAAUGAUCUGCAGGCAAUGGCAAGAGUGUGGAGAGAUGGACAGAAAAGACAGAUUUACAUCUACAGACUUCUUACAACUGGGACAAUAGAAGAAAAGAUUUAUCAACGUCAGAUCAGUAAGCAGGGUCUUAGUGGAGCUGUCAUGGAUCUCAAAAACAAGAGGGAGGCUCAGUUCUCCCUACAGGAACUUAGAGAUUUGUUUUCUUUAAAUGAAAACACUCUAAGUGACACCCAUGACCUUCUGAGAUGUGAAUGUGGAGGACAAAAAGAAACAACUGCUGAAUCUGUCCCUGUGCAAAGCUCCAGAUCGUGUCAGCUAGGGGUUCCUCCUGUACUGAAAAACAAGACACUGGGUAUGGAAGAACUAAUGGAUUGGAAACAUAUAUCUGGGGAUGUGCUUAAGAAAAAUACAGACUGGUUACUUGGAGAUGCACCCUCCUCCGUUUCCUUCAGUUUCUGGCAUAAAAUCAACUCUGAUAAAUCUACAAUGUGACUGAAUUGAUCUCACAUGCAAAAGGACAAUUAAGAACUAAUACACAUAAACACUUCAUGUAUUAAGAUAUGUGUAAUUUUAAUUCACAGUUUAAUUAAAGCGUAAAACAAAUUAAUAUUGUGAUGAUUUUUAUUGAUAAUGUUGGUCAAUGUCAUAAGGAUUUGAGUGUAUUGGAUGAUUUGAAAAUACAAGUACAUGUAAAACAUUGUAC
Molecule: messenger RNA, 2876 nt
Organism: Saccostrea cuccullata (small rock oyster)
Lineage: Eukaryota; Metazoa; Mollusca; Bivalvia; Ostreida; Ostreidae
Product: DNA repair and recombination protein RAD54B-like
Exons: 26
Coding region: 101-2665 (854 amino acids)
Biological process (GO): reciprocal meiotic recombination; double-strand break repair via homologous recombination
Cellular component (GO): nucleus
Molecular function (GO): ATP-dependent chromatin remodeler activity; DNA translocase activity; ATP binding
Source: RefSeq, a predicted model, not a curated record